Molecule: messenger RNA, 965 nt
Organism: Pseudomyrmex gracilis
Lineage: Eukaryota; Metazoa; Arthropoda; Insecta; Hymenoptera; Formicidae
Exons: 5
Coding region: 15-749 (244 amino acids)
Source: RefSeq, a predicted model, not a curated record
ACUUGGCGAACAACAUGAUAUUCCAUAUAGUUUGUGUUAUAUGUAUUGCGGCGUUUGGAUUAGCAGACGAGCUCACGCUCCCUGUAGAUACCUGCAAAAAGUCUUCUUCGUCUGAUUAUUCUGCCUGCUUGAAAGAUGCGAUAAAAGAAGCAUGGCCGCGAUUUGUAAACGGAAUACCAGAAUUUGAUUUUCCACCUUUGGAUCCAUUAGUACAUAAAGAUGAGUCAUUUGAAUUUGACUUGGGCGAAAUAAAUAUAAAACUAAACGCAUUGAAUUUUACCGUGAUUGGCUUAAGUAACAUCGAUUUCGACGAUGUGAUACCGAGCUUACACGAUGACAAUGUCUUUCGUUUGCAAAUUGAUAUUUUCAAAAAGCAAAUAACUUUUCUUACUUCCUACAUCCUCAAGUUAACUAUUGGUGGGUUUUUUGAAAUACAAAGAAAAGGACACUGUGAGGUAAUCAAGACCAACGUCAAAGAAACCUGGGUUCUCACAGGUUGUGUGACGAACGACGUUUGGUUUGUGGAAGAUUUCAAAAUACUUAAUAACGAUGGAAACUUGAACAUACAUUGCACUGGAGUAUUCCCCAACAAAGCAAUGGAGAAUCUCUUCGAAAAGUUAAUAAGUCACAAUUAUUUGGAGCUGUUUAGAAUAACGAAUCCAAUUUUCGACUAUAUCUUCUCGCCAUACUUACUUGACUAUAGCAACCGUUUCUUGGCAAAAGUUCCCUUCUCCGUGCUGUUCCCAUAAAAUUUAUGUAUUUGUCAAGAUUUAUUAGAUGUCUACUAAAUUCCAAGAAAUUGGGAACACGUUUGCAGAAAGACAUCAUUGUAACAUUAAAAUAACUGUGAGGUUUGAGCCGCUAAGUUUUUAUGAUUAUUACAAGAUUUUUAUAAAAAGCGAUUAUUUUGCGAUUUGAAUAUAAUAGAAGUGUAAUAAAGGAUAAAAUAUAACAAAUCACAAACA